This is a messenger RNA of Rhinocladiella mackenziei CBS 650.93, 1839 nucleotides long. RefSeq lists its product as uncharacterized. The transcript has a single exon. Bases 1 to 1839 code for a protein of 612 amino acids. Lineage: Eukaryota; Fungi; Ascomycota; Eurotiomycetes; Chaetothyriales; Herpotrichiellaceae. The record is from RefSeq and is a predicted model, not a curated record.
AUGGCCUACAAACAGUUCAGAAGACGUGCAAGACCGGCCGAACCCCGGGAUUGUCCCCAGCAUCGUACCGUUCAGAAGUCGUUUCUGAAUCAAAUCUGUGAAGACUGCCUAUUGGCCGAACUCGAUGCAGAACCGCUCGCUCUCGAAAAGACUGCUACUGCACUGUCUGGUCCUACACAUGCUUCUGAGAAUGGGGAAGGCCUCAUCUGGGACAGCGAAGUCAAGGUGGAAAUUCAGAGUCAGCCGUCGGAACAACCCAACAGUCCGGCGACUUCGGAUGCUUUCGUGUACGACAACGACUCACAAAGUGACCACAGCGGAAUCCUGGAAAGUCAGACUGAGGUCAAGGCCGAGGUCGACAGCAACAACGUAUCGGCAGAAGACGUCUCUUCUCCAUUGUUCCCGGCAUCUCACCAGGGGGCCAGCUCGGGCUCGUCUUCGGUAGCGACGUCUCCAAGUGCCCACAUAGUGGCCAAAGGUCGACCUACGUCCCCAGGACGUCGGAAUAAGAGAUAUGGUCUAACGUUCCAAGACACCGUCAUCUCCGAUGUGGGUGACGCUGACGAUGAAUUCGACAACGGGCCUAGUCACAAAGAUCCUUCCUCUUCACCAUACUUCCGCGGAAGGACUCUGACUCGCGGCAACUAUAAUAGCUUCGAACGAUGUGGGUCGAGUCCCAAUACAGAACCGACACUGGUUGGUGGCAAGAACAGUAUCCAUGUACUCUCGAAAUUCAAGAGUUUGAGACUGAUCUCGAGUUCACUUCGGCCCAGCUCAUCCUCGAGGGAUCAGGAUAAAUCGAUCGAUGCUGAAUCUCCGCCCGGAUUAACAACGUCCUCGACGUCCGCUGGGCCAAAGUCCAGGAACCCAUUCCGUGCGAUUCGAACUCGAAAAUGCUCACCGCCAGUGGUCGAGACUGUUGAAUCCAGACAGGGUUUGAUUCAAGUUAGUUUUGGCAACGACGAUCAUAACCUUUCCACAAACACGGAAUCCAACCCAAUUUCGCAGAUUCCGCCCCGAAAAUCUAACCUCAAAGCUUGGGCGCGCUUUCUCCGUCGUGGCAGACGUCGAGGCUACUCUCAAUUACCUCGUCAGUUGACGAGUCUAGCUUCCAACCCGACGGGCUCAUGGUCCCACAAUCGUUUUGAAUACCAUGAAGAAGUAGAUUCGCUUGUCUUGGGGUCGACAUCGCAUUCACACUCUGCCUUCGAUACGGGGUCGGGGAUUAAGAGCCUCGAAAUCGAAGGGAGAAAGGGAGUCGAGUCAGAAACCGAAAUCAGCUCAACGACGGCGAUUCUAAAUAUACCAGAAUCCUCGACCAUGAAUACUUUGCCGGCCACAAUCGGCACGUCCAAGGAACUGGAUUUUGGCCUGGGCAUCGAAAACGGAGGGAAACUGGCGCAGCAGCAACAAGAAAGCCUGGAAGACAAGAGCAUGCAAGAGCAAGCCGUCGCGGCAUCGGCAGCUAAGAUAGAACAUCUAUCAUUGGAACCCGACGAGAUCGCCCUACCAUCCUCUCCUAUUCCACCCGAAAAUCAGGCCCAGGUGAAGACCAGAAUUGACGUAUCAACAAGACCCCAAAGUCCAACCGCUCUUACCGCCCGGUGUGCCACAAAUGAACCAACCAACUUCACCGUAGCAGACAAAGCCGAUGGACGCGAAAGAGUGUCGAUGCCACAACUCGGUCCCAUUCAGACAGUACCAAAGGAUAUGUCGCACCCUCCACGUUCGAGCUCGCUCAAGUCUCUGGCAGACUCGCUUGAAGUGUCAGAACGGGUUUCGCGGCGGGAUGAGAUAUUGCCGGUCAACAUUUCUACUCCUCUUUCUCAGGUUGCUUGA